Molecule: messenger RNA, 1344 nt
Organism: Tetrahymena thermophila SB210
Lineage: Eukaryota; Ciliophora; Oligohymenophorea; Hymenostomatida; Tetrahymenidae
Exons: 7
Source: RefSeq, a predicted model, not a curated record
AUGUCAAGAAAAUCUAAAUAGUAGAAUAAGGAAUAAAAAAACUUGCCUUCUUAGGAAGUAACACUCAAAGAAUACUUUAAGUCACUUCCUAGUAAAAAAAAGCAGACCAUUUCAGAGAGAACAUAAGACAUUGUAGAAUAUAUAUAAGACUAAAACUUAAAUCCUAAAUAUUUUGAGAUACAGAAAUGUGAAUAAGGUUUCGAUGUAAGAAUGGAAAUUAAAGAAAUAGGAAAAUAGAGAAUGGCUUGUACCUUUUCAGAAUUGCUUGUACAAAUCAACUCAAAACUUGACUAAAAUGUCAUCAUUUUGAACCUUAAUGCAAAUGAUUUAGUUGCAAAACUUGAUAUAAAUUUGCUUUAGGAUUUAAAGGUUUUCUAAAAAACACUUAAGCAAUUCACUUUUUCCAUGAGCAAACACAGCUCUCUAUAAAGUAAAAGUAAUGGAAAAAAAAUAGGAUCUUUUAUGGAUAUUAUUUGUAAACUAGAUCUUUUGGAAAAACUACAUCUCAAUCUUUCGCAUAACUUUAUAGGGUCGUACUUAUCUGAUAUUUUAAAAAAGAUUUCAAAGUUAAAAAAGCUAAAUAAUUUGUCCUUAAACUUCAACAACUGCGAAGUUUCAGAAUCAGAUUUAGAAGAUUUUUCUAAGAAUUUAUAAUAAUUUACCAAUUUAAAUAAACUUUCUUUGAUGUUCAUGAAAAAUAAUUUACCAAAUCCAAGUCAAUUAUUUUUCUGUAUAGCAUAGAUGAAUAACAUAAAAGAAUUAGAAUUAGAUUUAAGGCAUAAUGAAAUAGAGAGCUAAAGUGUUUAAUAACUUUGCUUUAGCAUAGAACAAUUUAGCUUCCUUUACAAAUUGCAUCUGAAUCUCUCAAAUAACAAAGUUUACAAAGAAGGUGCUAAGUAUUUGGGAAUGUCAAUAAAAAAAUUGGAUAAAUUAGUCGAUCUGCUUCUCUCCCUUCAAUGGGAUAAUAUUUAAGACUUAGGAAGUGAUUGGCUUGGCUAAGAAAUCAGCUAAAUGGAUAAUUUAAUUAAAUUAAGAUUAGAAUUAUGGUAAAUAAUCUAAUAAUUCUUCAAAACAAAAGUUAUUUUAAUAAUUUUAAUAAAAAGGUUUGAUAAAAUAAAAACUCCUGAAAUAAUUUGUAACCAUUUGAUGCAAAUGAAUAAUCUUAUAUAAGUAAAUACUUUUUUGACAUCUUACGAAAAUAUGCCUUUGAAUUAUACAAUAUUUGAAGAACUUAUAAAUUAAAAAGCAAGUCUAUUUCACAGUAUAAUAGGAUAUUACAAGCUUAUAUCAAAUAAAAUGACAUACAAUCCAAACUAUGUUUUUUGGGAUUUAUAUAUUGAUUGA